AUGGCAACUCUGCAACGAUGGUACUCCCAGUACUCGCCCAUAUGGCAACGAUGGUACUCCCAGUACUCGCCCAUAUGGCAACGAUGGUACUCCCAGUACUCGCCCAUAUGGCAACGAUGGUACUCCCAGUACUUGCCCAUAUGGCAACGAUGGUACUCCCAGUACUCGCCCAUAUGGCAACGAUGGUACUCCCAGUACUCGCCCAUAUGGCAACGAUGGUACUCCCAGUACUCGCCCAUAUGGCAACGAUGGUACUCCCAGUACUUGCCCAUAUGGCAACGAUGGUACUCCCAGUACUUGCCCAUAUGGCAACGAUGGUACUCCCAGUACUCGCCCAUAUGGCAACGAUGGUACUCCCAGUACUUGCCCAUAUGGCAACGAUGGUACUCCCAGUACUCGCCCAUAUGGCAACGAUGGUACUCCCAGUACUUGCCCAUAUGGCAACGAUGGUACUCCCAGUACUUGCCCAUAUGGCAACGAUGGUACUCCCAGUACUCGCCCAUAUGGCAACGAUGGUACUCCCAGUACUUGCCCAUAUGGCAACGAUGGUACUCCCAGUACUCGCCCAUAUGGCAACGAUGGUACUCCCAGUACUUGCCCAUAUGGCAACGAUGGUACUCCCAGUACUUGCCCAUAUGGCAACGAUGGUACUCCCAGUACUCGCCCAUAUGGCAACGAUGGUACUCCCAGUACUUGCCCAUAUGGCAACGAUGGUACUCCCAGUACUCGCCCAUAUGGCAACUCUGCAACAAUCACCGGGUGCUCCUCUUGACAUAG
Messenger RNA from Procambarus clarkii (red swamp crayfish), 777 nucleotides. NCBI's taxonomy places the organism in Eukaryota, Metazoa, Arthropoda, Malacostraca, Decapoda, Cambaridae. The record is from RefSeq and is a predicted model, not a curated record.